Messenger RNA from Hemicordylus capensis (graceful crag lizard), 3376 nucleotides. It is a transcript of the gene TMEM45A, whose product is annotated as transmembrane protein 45A. Bases 252 to 1079 code for a protein of 275 amino acids. The transcript has 7 exons. NCBI's taxonomy places the organism in Eukaryota, Metazoa, Chordata, Lepidosauria, Squamata, Cordylidae. The record is from RefSeq and is a predicted model, not a curated record.
CGGGAUGGGGGAGGAGUGUAAGGAGAGCAUCCUUUGCAGACAACACAACGUGAGGCUUUCCCCCCGUUACCGGGCAAGGAUGAGCUCAUACGCGGCACAUACUUGAGUGUGGGAGAAGAGUAAACGGACAGCUUCACAGACUGAAGUCAACUGAAGUUCCAAAGAGGCGCAAAACAAGUUGCAAAGAAGCAGACCAAGUUCGGUAUAGUUGCAGUUGGCGUAUCAGCUGAAGCUUCUGAAAGAAACAAAAGAUGGCAAGCUUUAAAGGGCACGCACUUCCUGGAUUCUUUUUCUUAUUCUUUGGUUUAUGGUGGUCUGUGAAGUAUCCAUUAAAGUACUUCUGUCGAAGGAAAAAACACACAUCCUCCGUUCGUUCCAAAGCAGGAUUUCAGCGCUUAGAAUUUAGUGAGGCUGUCAUCAAAAUGGCGUUUGCCCUGAUUGGUAUGACAGCUGAGCAAUUUGUUCCUGAGGGACCUCAUCUGAAGCUGUAUAACUAUGAGAAGAAACAGUGGGAUCACCUGAGGAACUGGCAGCAUUCCACCAUGUAUUUCUUCUUUGCCCUCUCAGGGCUGGUGGAUAUUGUGGCUUAUAGCACUAAGGCAUUACCAGUGGCCUUGGACAGAAUGGUGCUUUCAUUAGCAGUUUUUGUGGAAGGGCUCGUAUUUUAUUACCAUAUCCACGGGCGAACCAUGUUGGACUUCCACGUUCAUCAGUUACUUUUAGUAGCCAUCUAUGGAGGUGCUGUCUGCCUAUUCAUAGAAGUUUUCUUCCGCGGCAUCCUUGUCCUUGAGAUGCUCCGAACAAGUCUUUGCCUACUGCAAGGGAGCUGGUUUUGGCAGAUUGGAUUUGUACUUUAUCCCCCAAGUGGGAGUUCAGAAUGGAAUCAAACAGACCACAAUAAUGUGAUGUUCCUCACAAUGUGCUUUUGCUGGCAUUAUGCAUUUGCACUUCUUAUAAUAGCAAUGAAUUAUACUAUAGUAAACUGGGUUGUUCGUUCAAAAAUGAAACGGGCCCCAACUGUUGAAAUUGGAUUGCUGAAAACAUCUGAGCGAGACCAGGAGUCAGAAGAUGAGAUCUAGCUUAGCACAACUAUUUUCUGAUGGUUGACCUUCUCCAGCUCUGCCUUCUGUUUCUGAUUGCCAUUGGGUUCAUUUCCCUUUAUCACUUAGGUUCACACAAUCAUCUGUGCAUACAUAUUUGUCAUGAAGUACUGUACCACCAAAUUUUAUUUUUGUAUCUAGUGUGUUUGCUAAGUAUUAAUUUAUAAAAAUGCCAUUAAUACAUAGUUUAUCUUGUGCUUGAAGUGGAAAGAAAAUAUUUUGCUAUUGGAUUGGCUAGGGGUGACAUUGUCAAGUUAAAAUCAAUCCAGGCCAUUAAUAGAUGAUGAGUCUACUCUUUCAUUGCUCUUGGGUAAACUGGGAAAUUUCCACACAUGGCAUUUAAAAACGACGACAGAACCCUACUGUAGCAAAACAACAAACAAAAACAUUUGCACACAUCUUUAAACCAAACUAUUGAUACAUUGUACAUAUCUAUUUUUAAGCAUUCCCAAGAAUAUUUCUUUAUCUAGCUUCCAAAGUGUACAUGUUGCAAAUAUAAUACUUGCAUCUGUUAUCUCUUAUUAAUUUAUUACCACAUGUGCAAAAACUGCAUUAAAAAAAAGGGGCUAGUGUAGGAUUAUAUAACAUCAGGACUAAUUGAUAUUCCUGAAUUGCUGGAUAAUAUAGUGUAUCACAUUGGACUUUCCCCCCUAUCUGUAGCUGAGUCAAUUUAUGUAAAAAUUAUUUAAGUUGCUCUGUUUGGCUCUGAAUCUAUCCAGUGUGUAGUAAGACCAGGAAACCUGGGUUCAAAUUCUCACUCAGCCAUGAAGCUUGUCCAAUUCUUGUGCAAAGCAUUUUCUCUCAGCCUAACCUACCUCACAGGAUUGUUGUGAGAAUAAAAUGUACACAGAGCGCUGGAGGGGGAAGCACAGCGGGUGUGUGUGUGUGUGUAAGUGCACCCCCGCCCCCAUGUUCAAACCGGUUUGAACGCGGGUGUUCUGAACCUGUUUGGUGUUCUAAGAAUAGAAUGCUGAACAGGUUCAUGCACAUCCCUAAUCUGGAUCCAAGUUCUCUUUUAAAAUGAAAGUAAGCCUGUAAGUCAUUCAUGCAAAAACGUGUACAUGUUUUCAGACACCUGAAUGCAUGUACAUUGUAAUGUCUGAAUAUAUACACUCAAACAGGAAAAACACACACUAGUUUUAAGUUUUAAGCAUCAGUCACUGCUCACCCAUAAGCUGAUUGCUUAUAGUAGUUUACAUCAGCACAGAUAUUGCCACUGGUCUUGUUUGGCUUGUUAUUUCCAAAACCUUGGGUAAGAAUCAAUCAAUCAAUCAAUCAAUCAAUCAAGUCAAUAUUAUUAUGGUCUCUGACCAGUAGAAAUACAUACUGAACAAGGUGUAUACAUAAAAAUGAAAAAUAUAUAAAAUAUUGAGAAUAAAACAAAAUAUACUUGGGUAAGAAAGUUACCUUACUUUGAGAGUAGAUAUUUUUGGAAAUAAGCCAUACAAGACCAAUGGCAGUAUCUGUGCUAAUGUAAACUACUAGAAGUAAUCAGUGUGAGUGACCAGUGACUGAUGCUUUUUGGGCCACAGUAGCAACAGCCCCCCACCAGCCAUGUGCUAGUAAAUACUUCUUGCUGGUGAUGCUGCACCCUCUUCUUCACUUUUUGGUUACUGUGUGAAGCCCUGUCUGAAAGUGUCCGCAUUUGUGCAGCAUAAAUCAGAAUAAAACUAUACUCAGGAAAGACCAUAUGGUAUGGUGUGCCUUUAGACUUCAUGGCUGACAUACUGCACAACGUUUCAUGCACAUUUUAACAAAAUGUGUGUGCAAUUGCACAACCACAAAAAUUGCGUGAUGGUGCAGCCAUUGGAAAUAAUGCUCGUACCAUUGUGCAACUGCGUUUGUGCCGUUUUUGCAGUUGCACAUCUGCGCACGUUUCAUUAAAAUGCACACAGAAUGUUGCACACUGUAUCACCAAGUAGAUAGCAGUUAGGGUUAUAAAAUGCUGACGGAGUUAGUGGGCUUUAUAGUACGUAUGUUCUGUCCAGCAGUUUCUGAUUCUGAAGGACUCCUCUACCAUUGAACGUAUCAAUAUUAAAUAUCAAAAGGUGAUUUUAAUUGCUAUUAGAUAUGUACUUUCAUUGCAAACAAAGUUCUUGUAUCAACACAAUCUGUUACUGGAGGAGAGUGCUCUGAAGAAUCCUGAAUCAUCAGCUUUUAGAUCAGCUAAUCAGUCAAAGAAGCUGCAGGGUGGUGGAACACUUUUUAAAAUUAUGAGUGGUGAUUUGAAGCUCUCAUUGUAUCGCAACAUGCUGAAAUAAAGUCACUCCAAUUCA